AUGCGCUCUUGGUAUGGAAGGGGCCGGUCUCUUCAGGCUGCUGUCACGGCGUGUUGUCUGGUGGCCUUUGUGUUGUUUGGAUAUGACCAAGGCGUCUUCAGUGGUAUUGUUUGGAAUGAAGACUGGAGGAAGCAGUUUAACUACCCCGGUGACUCGGAGGAGGGCAUUAUCGUCAGCUGCUAUAACCUGGGCUGUCUUCUUGGGUGUCUUAUCAAUUUCUGCAUUGGAGAGAUAUUCGGCCGCCAGAACACCAUCUGGCUGGCGAUGGGGGUGGUAAUUGUGGGAGCAGUUCUGCAAACCACGGCGUUCACGGUACCGCAUCUGAUCGUCGGUCGAUUGGUGACGGGGGCGGGCACAGGCUUGAAGACCUCCACGGUUCCGAUGUACCAAGCAGAGAUGUGCGAGGGCAAAACGCGAGGUCGGCUGAUCUCAUCGGAGGUCCUCUUCACCGCGGUUGGCAUUGUCGUGGCCUACUGGUUCGACUUCGGCAUGUCUUUUGUAGGAGGGCCAAUUGCCUGGCGACUCCCCAUUGCGAUGCAGAUUGUCUUCGCUGUCUUUGUCAUUGUGCUGGUUUUUGGUCUGCCGGAGUCCCCUCGGUGGCUGAUGAACCAUGGCCAAGAGGAAGAAGCCAUGCAAGUCAUGUGUGCUGUCUAUGACAAGGAACCAGAUGAUGAGUACAUCAUCAAUGAGCGCACCGCCAUCCUGUCCGCCAUCGAGCUCGAGAGUACAGCCAACAAGCAGUCCUUUUGGAAGAUCUUCCAGAAUGAUGAAGUCAAGACGGGUCAGCGAGUGCUCCUUGCUUGGGGUAUUCAGCUCAUGAACCAAGUCGGAGGAAUAAACCUGGUGGUUUAUUUUGUACCCACCGUUUUGAAACAAAACGUUGGCUUAAGUUCCCAGCUAUCCCAGAUCCUCGGUGGAUGCAUCCAGAUCAUGUUCAUGCUCGGAUCUCUUCUCCCCGCCUUCAUGCUAGACCGGAUGGGCCGCCGCAAGACCAUGAUGAUCGGGUCACUGGGACUUGGGAUCUGCAUGAUGAUGGCGGCAGCUCUACUAUCCCAGGCCAAACACCCCAACGGACAAUCCUACGCCUCUGCCUCGGUGGCCUUUUUCUUCCUCUACAUGUUGAUCCACGGCAUGUCCAUCAACUCGGUGCCAUGGGUGUACGUGCCAGAGAUCCUGCCCCUCGAGGCACGAACAAAAGGCACAGCCAUUGGCGUGAGCUCGAACUGGCUGUGGAAUUUCACCGUCGUCAUGAUCACGCCGGUGAUCAUCAACCGCAUUCAGUGGAAGGCGUAUCUGAUUUUCAUGGUCACCAACUUCCUUUUCAUUCCGACGGUCUAUUUCUUCUAUCCUGAAACUAGCAACCUGCGUCUGGAGGAUAUUGAUCUGAUCUUCUCUCGGGGCGGGAACCCGGUGGUACAGGCUCGAAAGAUGGCAGCCGAGAUCAAAGCAUACGGGUACAUACAAUCGGAGCAGCAGGGCGACGAAAAGGAGGCGAGUAGUGUUGGGGUGGAACGUGUUUGA
Messenger RNA from Penicillium alfredii, 1521 nucleotides. RefSeq lists its product as uncharacterized. The transcript is spliced from 4 exons. Gene Ontology annotation, molecular function: carbohydrate:proton symporter activity. Gene Ontology annotation, cellular component: membrane. Bases 1 to 1521 code for a protein of 506 amino acids. Lineage: Eukaryota; Fungi; Ascomycota; Eurotiomycetes; Eurotiales; Aspergillaceae. Gene Ontology annotation, biological process: transmembrane transport; carbohydrate transport. The record is from RefSeq and is a predicted model, not a curated record.